UUGAGAUCAGGGCCCUGCUAAGGGCCGAACCUCUCCGAAUUUACCAGAGCUGAAUCCCGGUGACCUGUCACUUGGUGUUUGAACUCUCGGAUCUCACCAAACAACUGCUACUCAUGUCAGCAAACCACGAUGUGGCCCUCAAGGCCCUUCGCCGGGAGCAGGCCAAGCUCCAGACGUGUCUCCAGGAGCUGCAGCAGAGACGCAAGGAGCUCAAAGACCUGCAAGACAAGGUCCCCUUUCCGGUGCCUGAGGUCCCCUUGGUGUUCCGAGGACGCACUCAAGGACACACUCAGCAGGAAAGGGAAGAGUCGAAGACUGUGAUUUCUAACCCGAGGAUAUGCUACCCUCUGUCCGGGGGCUCUGCACUGGUCACCUUUGAUGACCCCAUGGUGGCUGAGCGGAUACUGCAAAGGAGGGAGCACCAGAUCGACCUAGAAGAAUGCCAUCUGCGGGUGCAGGUCGAGCCCUUGGAGCUGCCCCUGGUGACCUCUAUCGAGGUGUCCAGUAAGAUGAACAGCCAGAGGGUGCUGGUCAGUGGCUUUCCUGCUGGACUCAAGUUGAGCGAGGAGGAGCUUCUGGACAAGCUGGAGAUCUUCUUCGGCAAGAGCAAGAACGGGGGUGGUGAUGUGGAAGCGCGAGAACUGCUACCAGGGGGGGUCAUGCUGGAAUUUUCGGAGGAGGAAGUGGCCCAGCGCCUGUGCCGGAUGGGUCGGUUCACGGUCCCACUGGGCACGCAGGAGGUGGCCCUGCGAAUCUCUCCCUACAUGAGUGGGAAGGUGGAGAAGGCCGAGAUCCAGUCCCAGCUAGCAGACAAGUCAGUGCUGGUGCUCAACAUUCCCGAUGUCCUGGACGGCGCGGAGCUGCACGACAUCCUGGAGGUCCAUUUCCAGAAGCCCACUCGGGGCGGAGGGGAGGUGGAGGCGUUGGCGGUGGUGCCCUCGGGGCAGCAGGGCCUGGCGGUCUUCACCACCAAGUCAGGCUAGGGGAGGGGUCCUUCCCGCCCCCCCACCCCAGCCGGGUGGGGCUCAGUGCUGGCCAACAGCAGGCAAUUA
Messenger RNA from Sorex araneus (European shrew), 1052 nucleotides. It is a transcript of the gene IFI35, whose product is annotated as interferon induced protein 35. The transcript has 7 exons. NCBI's taxonomy places the organism in Eukaryota, Metazoa, Chordata, Mammalia, Eulipotyphla, Soricidae. The record is from RefSeq and is a predicted model, not a curated record. Bases 114 to 983 code for a protein of 289 amino acids. Gene Ontology annotation, cellular component: nucleus.